Alligator sinensis (Chinese alligator) is the source of this 5735-nucleotide messenger RNA. RefSeq names its product ubiquitin protein ligase E3C (gene UBE3C). The transcript has 24 exons. Gene Ontology annotation, molecular function: protein binding; ubiquitin protein ligase activity. The record is from RefSeq and is a predicted model, not a curated record. NCBI's taxonomy places the organism in Eukaryota, Metazoa, Chordata, Crocodylia, Alligatoridae. Bases 1 to 3195 code for a protein of 1064 amino acids. Gene Ontology annotation, biological process: protein polyubiquitination; ubiquitin-dependent protein catabolic process.
AUGGAGACCUGGAGAGGUGCCAGGGGCCAGUGGGAGUUGGAUGCUGUGUACCACAGGCAAACAGAUACCUGUAGUUUUUCUUUUGAAACAUCAUACACCUAUCUAGAAGAAAAAGCUUCUCUACUACAUCGUACCCAAGAAGAAAGGCGGAAACGAGAGGAGGAAAGACGAAGGCUGAAAAAUGCAAUAAUCAUCCAGUCCUUUGUACGAGGAUACAGGGACAGAAAACACCAACAUUCUCUUCAAAGAAGUGAAUUUGAUCGCUGUGCUAAUUUGGCCCAAUCUGGAGGAACUUUUUCCACUACCAGGGGAGCUAAUCUGACCCUCUUAGUCCGUCAACUUCUGUUUUUCUAUAGACAGAAUGAAGAUUCUAAGCGUUUGAUAUGGAUGUGCCAGAACUUAAUUAAACAAAAUUCUCAGUUUGUGAAGCAACUGGAUGGUCCUGAUAGACUUACCUGUUUAUUUCAAAUAAAAAGACUGUUGGGCCUAUGUUGCAGGUUACUACAAAACUGCAACGAUGACAAUCUGAAUGUUGCACUUCCUAUGAGAAUGCUUGAGGUAUUUUCAUCUGAGAAUACGUAUUUGCCUGUUUUACAAGAUGCCAGCUAUGUGGCAUCGUUAAUUGAACAAAUUUUGCACUACACAAUUCACAAAGGAUACUACAGGUCUCUUUAUUUGUUAAUUAAUAAUAAACUUCCAUCAAGUAUUGAAUAUUCCGACGUUUCUCGAGUUCCUAUUGCAAAAAUACUGCUAGAGAAUGUUCUGAAACCAUUGCACUUUACGUAUAGCUCCUGUCCAGAAGGUGCAAGGCAACAGGUAUUUGCUGCCUUCACUGAGGAGCUUCUGAAAGCACCUUUUACGGAUCAGAUAUUCCAUUUCAUCAUUCCAGCGCUGGCUGAUGUGCAGACCGUUUUCCCUUAUGAACUCUUUCUGAAUGCACUAUUACUGACAGAAAGUGGACGGUCAAGAAAAAGCGAUAGAGCUCCCUGGCUUUUUUAUUUUGUUUUAAUGGUUGGUGAAACAUGUUUAGGAUCUCUUUCUGAGGAAGGACUGCUUGUGUACUUGAGGGUUCUACAAACCUUUCUUUCUCAGUUGCCUGUGUCUACUACUGGGACAAAUUGUCAAGAUGCAACUAGUGAUUCUGAAGAGGAGGAUGAAGCGAUCAGUAAGAUGAUGACUACCCAUGGAGAUGGGAGAAUAUCAGUGCAGUAUAUAACAGAGGAGUGUCUAAAGAAACUUGAUACGAAACAGCAGACAAACACCCUGUUGAAUAUGGUCUGGAGAGAUUCAGCGAGUGAAGAAGUCUUCACACUGAUGGCAUCAAUUUGCCACAUAUUAAUGGUACAACACCGAAUGAUGGUGCCGAAAGUCAGGCUUCUUUACAGCUUGGCCUUUAAUGCCAGGUUCCUAAGGCAUCUUUGGUAUCUAAUCUCUUCAAUGACUACACGAAUGAUUACAGGGUCUAUGGUGCCAUUACUUCAAGUGAUAUCAAGAGGGUCUCCAAUGUCUUUAGAAGACUCCAGUCGGAUCAUCCCUCUCUUCUACCUUUUUAGUUCUUUGUUUAGUCAUUCACUUAUUUCUAUUCAUGAUAAUGAAUUCUUUGGUGAUCCCAUAGAAGCUGUAGGUCAAAGACAAUCAUCAAUGAUGCCUUUUACAUUAGAAGAAUUGGUAAUAUUAUCACGCUGCCUUCGAGAUGCCUGUUUGGGAAUCAUCAAAUUGGCUUACCCAGAAACAAAACCAGAAGUGCGUGAGGAAUAUAUUGCAGCAUUUCGAAGUGUUGGAGUCACAACAAACACAGAAAUGCAGCAGUGUAUACAAACAGAACAAAAACGAUGGAUUCAGCUGUUUAAGGUCAUCACUAACUUAGUAAAAAUGUUGAAAUCUAGAGACACAAGGCGAAAUUUCUGUCCACCCAACCACUGGUUAUCAGAACAAGAAAACAUUAAAGCAGAUAAGGUUACUCAGCUGUAUGUGCCAUCUGCCAGACAUGUAUGGCGAGUCAGAAGAAUGGGAAGAAUAGGACCCCUGCAGUCUACUUUAGAUGUGGGCCUGGAGCCAGCACCUCUUUCUGUGUCCGAAGAACGACAGCUUGCAAUUUUGACAGAGCUACCAUUUGUAGUUCCUUUUGAAGAAAGAGUAAAGAUUUUUCAAAGACUGAUCUAUGCUGACAAACAGGAAGUUCAAGGAGACGGUCCAUUUCUGGAUGGAAUUAACGUUACUAUCCGAAGAAAUUAUAUUUAUGAAGAUGCUUAUGACAAACUUUCCCCUGAAAAUGAGCCUGAUCUGAAAAAGCGAAUUCGUGUUCACUUGCUUAAUGCACAUGGCCUGGAUGAAGCUGGCAUUGAUGGUGGUGGAAUUUUCAGAGAAUUUCUGAAUGAACUGCUUAAAUCAGGAUUUAAUCCUAACCAGGGAUUUUUUAAAACCACUAAUGAAGGGCUUCUCUACCCCAACCCUGCUGCACAUAUGCUUGUUGGAGACUCUUAUGCUAGACACUAUUACUUCCUAGGAAGGAUGCUUGGAAAGGCUCUGUAUGAAAAUAUGUUGGUGGAGCUGCCAUUUGCUAGUUUUUUCCUCUCAAAGUUGCUGGGCACAAGUGCAGAUGUGGACAUUCAUCACUUAGCUUCAUUAGACCCUGAAAUGUACAAAAACUUGCUUUUCCUCAAGAGCUAUGAAGGGGAUGUGGAAGAACUUGGCCUAAAUUUUACUGUGGUGAAUAAUGACCUCGGGGAGGCACAGGUGGUUGAGCUGAAGCCAGGUGGAAAGGAUAUCCCUGUAACCAGUGCUAACAGAAUAGCAUACAUCCACCUUGUAGCAGACUACAGACUGAACAAGCAGAUUAGGCAGCACUGUCUAGCAUUCCGACAGGGACUGGCCAAUGUUGUUAACCUUGAAUGGCUUCGAAUGUUUGAUCAGCAGGAAAUACAGGUUUUGAUUUCCGGUGCCCAGGUUCCCAUUAAUCUGGAUGACCUAAAAUCCUUCACAAACUAUUCAGGUGGCUACUCGGCAGACCAUCCUGUAAUCAAAAUAUUUUGGAGAGUGGUGGAAAGCUUCACUGAUGAAGAAAAACGUAAAUUGCUCAAGUUUGUAACAAGCUGCUCUCGACCCCCUCUGCUGGGAUUUAAGAUGGUGGUCGUAAGAACAGCUCUUAGAAACACGAGGGAUGAGACCAAGAUGCAUAGAACAGGAUGCAAUUAAAAUUGGCCAUGUACCAAAGAAGGAAGAUCCAUCAAUUGGCACGUGUCUUCUAGAAGAAAGGAAGAAAGAAAAGGAAGAGAAAUGUUCCCAACUACUGCUUGUCUUUCUAAAAGUGUGGGGAGUGGGAGGAGAGGAAAGGAUUGUUCAGCUAAAAAUGCAAAUCGUACAUUAAAGCAGUCUUUGAGAUGUUGAGAGAAGAUGUGGAAAGCGAAUCUGAAAUCUGAGGUAGACCUGAAGGAGAGACUGUAGAAGCAAGUGGAAUGGGCAAAUGUGAAAGUCGGUAAGCUGUAGCAUGGCCGUGUUGUACUAAAGGAGAAUAGGAAGUGAAAUAGCUACGUAGUGUGAAGCACGAUAACAAAGUGUUGAAGAGGGAAGAUAUUGCAAGUCCAUCCUACACUGCGUAAUGUGUCACACAGCAUAUAGCAAUGGGAAGAAGAGCAAAACGGGCAUUGUUUCUACUUUGUGAGCAGCAGUCAGUAUCAGGCAUUUCUGGCUCUUGACUGAUACAUGAAUCUGGGAGUAACAGCUUCUCUAACACAGUGGUGCUCACCUUUCUGGCCCCAGAGGCCACGAGUGGCACGGGGCUGAUCCAUGGGCUAGAUCCCAUUGGUGGGUCUGAUCCAGCGUGGGGUCAGUAUGCAGGAUCAGUCUAUGGGUGUGAAACAGUGCUCCAGCCUGGCCCCAUGCACUGGAUUCAGCCAUGCAGCUUCCCCGCAUGUUGGCAUGAUCUGGCACAUGGGGCCAUGUCAUCCAGUUCAUGUGUCUUGAAAUUUGGUAGUGGGGAGCAGUGACAGCAUAAAUUGCUAUAGCUCUGGAAGCCAUGGCUAUUCAUGCUGCCACUGCUAUAUUUCUGGACCUGUAGGAAGCCCCCUGGGUGGAAUGAUGUAGCCCCACAUCCGGAGGCAAAGCACCACUGGUCUCACAAGUUGAGCAUGCCCUUGGCCUGAUGGGACUCAGCAGCCAACCAGGAAUAGCUUAGUGUGAGCUGCUGCAGUCCCAGAGAAACUCAAGUUGUAAAUGGAUACCAGAAAAGGAAGUAGGUAAUCGGGUCCUGUCGUGAGUGGUGGUCAUAGUAGCCUAUGAUUAAUGUGUAUAUAGUACUUUGAAGAUGAAAAGUGGUUAUGUACUGGAAGUGCUAAGUAUUAUUAGCAGCCAAAUAAGUGAAUGUUUGUUAUAUAUAAAAAAGCUUGCACUCCGAGUGUGGAAAUUAAUGCAAAAUGUUUUCAGUAAUUCAUUUUUCUAUGGUCAUUUAAAAAGAGAUAUUAACUGUUACUAUUAAGAACACAACUUUUAGUAUUCAUUCUAAAACCUUGUGCAGGCUGCAUUGUGGAACCCUCACCUUCAGUAAAGUUAGCUGAUAUUCAUUUAAGAGGAAGAAAUAUCUCAAAGUUGGUAGCAUACAAAUAGCACCAUCUUCUCCUACACUCUUUAAAAAUUAUGAAAACCCUGAGUGCCAGAUGAUCAGAUUCAGAAUAACAUUUACUAAAGCUAAUUAAAGUUUAACAAGUUUAAUAAAUGUGAUUGUUACAGACCAAAAAAAAAUCAUUAAAGUGUGGUUGAAAAUUGUUAAAUUCUAAUCAGGUCACAUAAUAAAUUUGAUGAUACAUCUCUCUUCCAUGCUAUUAUAGAUUCCUGUUGUACAGUGUUUAAUUAUGCAACAAAUGGUGCCCUUGGCAUGACAUUUCAAUAGAGGACUUCAUUUUUUACAUUUUUAAAGCUUAAAGUUGGGAAAACUCAAUUAGCAUUUUGAAAGGAACACAAAAUGCAGCAUUUCAGCUGUGGAAUACAUUUUAAGGCCUCCAUUUAAACAAUAAUUUAGUUUAAAUUCUUGUUGGCAUGUCUCGGGACAUGUAGCUUUCCCAUUCCUUCCCUACUGCCCACCCAUGUGUUUGAAACCAGAUGAUCUAUUUUAACUCAGGAACUUAUUAAUUUGAUAAAAUUAAUGUUUCCUUGCCAAUGAUAGUAGAGGUUUAGGUGUAACAAAUAAAUAUUCUCUGCAUCCCUACUUAUCAUGGGAAGGGAAACAUCAUUUUCAGAAGACUAAAAAAAGAUGCAUAAAACCUUAAAGAGAGAUUUUGCACCUCAAAUAGCUGACAAGUUUAUAUCCAAUAGACUCACAGCCAGACAUCUUCAGUGGGGCUCCAUGCCCCAGGUUUCAGUGCCAGGGCCUGCCUCCAACAAAUGAUGAUGAUGAUACAGCAGGAACAGGCAGUUAUUUCAGAUGGAGGGCCACUUAAGGUUUGGUAAGCUUUCGAGGGCCACACGGGUAGCCCUGCCCCUUGACAGGUGCCCCACCCCCUGGUCACCAUCUUGGGUCCUGAAGUCCCACCCCUAACCCCUGACCUUUGCCACUGGAUGUCCCUCCCUUUACCCCCCGGAAAUGCUCCUUGGGGGAGGGGAGAGGGUUGCCAUCUUGGAACCAGAAAAAAACCAAAUCAUAUACUAAAAAUACUUACUAUAACAUAUUUUAAUGUUAUUACAAAAAUAUUUUUGUCAUGAUUAGUGUUUCUGUACUGUAUAUAGGGAUGAUUGCAUAAUAA